Molecule: messenger RNA, 885 nt
Organism: Nicotiana tabacum (common tobacco)
Lineage: Eukaryota; Viridiplantae; Streptophyta; Magnoliopsida; Solanales; Solanaceae
Source: RefSeq, a predicted model, not a curated record
AAUCAAUUAAAGAAGCUGCAAAGCGAAAUGACAUGGGUUCUGCCAAGGCACUAGCGAAAGAGCUUGUGAGAUCUAAAAGAACUGUGAAUCGAUUGUACGAGAACAAGGCGCAAUUAAAUUCGAUAUCUAUGCACCUUGGAGAAAGUGUCGCUAUUGCUCGCACAGUGGGGCAUUUGUCCAAGAGUGCUGAAGUCAUGAAGCUUGUUAAUAAUCUUAUGAAGGCUCCAGAAAUGGCUAUGACGAUGCAGGAAUUCAAUAAAGAGAUGACCAAGGCUGGUGUCAUUGAAGAAAUUGUGAAUGAUGCAGUGGACACUGCAUUGGAUUCAGAAGACAUAGAAGAGGAGAUUGAAGAAGAAGUUGACAGGGUAUUAACUGAAAUUGCUGGUGAGACUGCUGCGCAACUUCCUGAAGCAGUCCGAAAGGAGAAGUUAAAGCAACCUGCCCAGUCACUAGGAGAUGCAGAGGGUGCUGACGACGAGGAAGAUCUAGAAGAACUAAGGGCUCGUCUUGCUAAAGUAAGAUCAUAAGUGAUACUUCAGCUGACUUCCAGUUCCUGAGGGUUCAGUUAUAAAAGGGCAGUAUGUGAAGUGGCAGAGCUCCCUGUAUGGUCUGCUGCGGCUGCAUCUUCUUUCUGGAUCAGGAAAUAGUAGAGUACUUUCUGUAUCUUAAAAUCAGCUGCUCUGUAAAGUCUCAUCAAGCUCUUGAUACCGUGUAGUCAUUGUCCAAAUCUGAGCUUUAUCCUCUCACGCUGUGUGUUCUGGAAAAUAUGAUGUUUUUCAAUAUAUGGAAAUGAAACACUAUGUAAUGACAUUUAUUUGCUGUCUAGCAGAAUUAGCAGUUUAAUCUACCUACUUAGGAGUUCUUUUCCUUCUCUUUUUUUGUUAA